AUGUACGCCCGUCAGCUUCUGCUCGGCGCCCUCGCUGCCGCCUCUAUCGCUUCGGCUUCCGCCAUUGACGGCGAAGAGCUCUUUUCUGUCCUCCUGAAGCGUCAGGAGCCCGGCACUCCUGCUUACAAUUGCCACGACAACUGCGGUAACGCCAUUCGCCAAGCCCGCGAGGUCUCCGACGUCUGCGACAACAAGGCCUUCCAAUCCAACUACGCCAACUGCCUCCAGUGCGCCGGCCCCGACAACUUCGACAUCUGGAAGUACUACGGCAACUCUGUCUCGGCCGCCGGCACCAAGUGUGGCCUUAGCACUGAGCCCCUUUCCGGCAAGCAGCCCGACGUCGGUCCCGCGCAGAACGAGGGCGACGCUGGUGGCAGCGAGCCCACCACUUCCGAAGGCACGCCUUCCCCCACUGAUACUGAGCCUGGCAAGACUGCUGAGCCCACUUCAUCCAAUGCUCCUGAGCCCUCUUCUGGUGGUGAUGGUGAUGCCGAGUCCACGGCCGAGACGCCCUCUGCUACAGGUUCUGCGAGCCCUACAGGUGGUUCUGAUGCUUCUGCCACCGCCUCUGGAACUUCUGCUGCUCCGUCCUCCACGUCCUCUGAACCAGUUCAAGUCAACGGCGCCGGUGUUCUCCAGGCCGUGGGAGUCUUCGAGGCUGUUGCCAUCGGGGCCCUCUUCUUUAUCUAA
Molecule: messenger RNA, 690 nt
Organism: Scedosporium apiospermum
Lineage: Eukaryota; Fungi; Ascomycota; Sordariomycetes; Microascales; Microascaceae
Exons: 3
Coding region: 1-690 (229 amino acids)
Source: RefSeq, a predicted model, not a curated record